UCCAGCGGUAUCCCGGCAACCAGCAUCCGGCUGUAUCCCGGCAACCAGCGCCCGGCAACCGGCCCCGCGCUGCAUCCCGGCGCCGGGUACCAGCCCAGGCUGGAUUCCCGAGCUGGGGGUUUGCUUUCGCCACCUGGACCUUUAACCCCAAGGGGGGAGGGGUCUGGCACCCCCCUUCCCCGUCCCAGGGAGACUUGGCCCGAUCCUGAGCGUGCCCUCCCCGGGGGCAGAAUUGGGACCCGGGGCGGGUCCAGAAUCGGUACCUGAGGCCCCCCCCCCCGACUCCUGAACGACCCCCCUUCCCGGCGCCAGACGCUGCUUUGGGGUCAGUCAGAGGGGGCAGCCCCCUCCACUUCCUGUAUCAGCACCGAGCUAAAACCCUGGGGUGUCUCAGGUGUCCUGGCUCUGGGGAGACGCAGCUACCCCCCACCCCCUGCAUUUCCUGACCCUCCACAUUGCCUGGCACCCCCCCAGCACUGCAUCGAAACUCACCCCCUCUGACCUCAAAUCCAGGCUGGAUAUUUUACAGCUCCCCCCUCCCCCCGCCCCACUUCCCAGCUGCCGAGGAAAGCCUGGGGCGAACCCCGGAUAGGGAGCAGCGAGGCGCUGGUUCUUGGGGUGCUGCUGGGGUUCACCACAGCAGCAGCUGGAGGGGAGAGCUCCUGGCACUCAGAUCCCCUCAAUAUUUUUGGGGGAGGAUUUGCCUUAGCCAUCCGGGCUCGGGCUCAGACUCAGGACCCCCAAGCUGGGAGAUCGGAGCCAGCAUGGACGGCUGAGCCCUGGCGUUAGCCAGCUUGGCACCCCCACCCCGACGUGAGCCCGGACCCCCAUCCAGCUGGAUGCUCCUGAAGGUUUAUGGCUCGCUGGAACCGAAGCGUGAGCCGGGCCCCCUGACGGCGCCAUGGAGCGCCUGCUGCUCUACGCCCUGGCCCUCUGCCUGGGCCCCUCCCGCGCCCAGCUGUGCCCCCCCCGCUGCACGUGCCAGAACCUGUCCCCCUCGCUGGCCGUCCUGUGCGCCCGUGCCGGGCUGCUCUUCGUGCCCGGGCUCCUCGACCGGCGCACGGCCGAGCUGCGGCUGACGGACAACUUCAUCGCAGCCGUGCGGCGCCGGGACUUCGCCAACAUGACGCGGCUGGUGCACCUGACCCUCUCCCGCAACGCCAUCCGCCAGCUGGUGCCCUUCGCCUUCGCCGACCUGCGCGGCCUGCGGGCCCUCCACCUGGACGGCAACCGCCUGCCGGCCAUCGGGGCCCAGCAGCUCCGGGGCUUGCCCAACCUGCGCCACCUCAUUCUGGGCAACAACCAGCUGCAGGCCGUGGCGCCCGGCGCCUUCGACGACUUCGCCGGCACCCUGGAGGACCUGGACCUGUCCUACAACAACCUGGCCCGGCUGCCCUGGGAGACCAUCCGUCGCCUUAGCAACGUCAACUCCCUCAGCCUGGACCACAACCUCAUCGCCCACGUGCCCCAAGGCGUCUUCGCCGACCUGCACAAGCUGGCCCGGCUGGACAUGACCUCCAACCUGCUGAAGAAGAUCCCCCCGGACCCGCUUUUCCUCCGCCUGCCUGUCUAUGCCAAGUCGAAGGGCUCGCCCCUCUCCUCCCUGGUGCUUAGCUUCGGGGGCAACCCCUUGCACUGCAACUGCGAGCUGCUCUGGCUCCGGCGCCUGGCGCGCGAGGACGACCUGGAGACCUGCGCCUCUCCGCCCGAGCUCCUGGGCAAGUCCUUCUGGAGCGUCCCCGAGGAGGAGUUCAUCUGCCAGCCGCCCGUCAUCACCCGCCACACGGGCCGGCUGGCGGUGACGGAGGGCCAGGCGGCCACCUUGCGCUGCCGCGGGGCGGGCGACCCCGAGCCGGCGGUGCACUGGCUCUCUCCGGAGGGGAAGCUGGUGGCCAACGGCUCCCGGACGCUGGCCUACGAGAACGGCAGCCUGGAGAUCCUGGUGGCCGCCAUCCAGGACGCCGGCGCCUUCACCUGCGUGGCUUCCAACGCCGCCGGCGAGGCCACCGCCUCCGUGGAGCUGCGGGUCAGCCCCUUGCCCCAGCUCCUCAACGGCACCCGCCCCCCGGCGCCCGGGCCCUCCGAUAUCCUCACCUCGGCCAAGGCGGGCGCCGACGGCAGCUCCGCCCCGCGGGAUGCGGGGGUCCUGGCCUCCGAGCUCUCGGCGUCCUCCGCCCUCAUUCGCUGGGUCCCGCCGCGGCCCGGGCCCGGCGUCCGCAUGUACCAGAUCCAGUACAACAGCUCCUCCGACGAGACCCUGGUAUACAGGAUGAUCCCCCCGCCCAGCCGGGCCUUCCUGGUGAAGGACCUGGCGGCGGGGAGGGCCUACGACCUAUGUGUGCUGGCCGUCUACGACGACGGGCCGACGGCGCUGACGGCCACCAGGGUGGUGGGCUGCGUCCACUUCAGCACCCGGCCCGGCUCCCCGCAGUGCCGCUCCCUGCACGCCCACUUCCUGGGCGGCACCAUGAUCAUCAUCAUCGGCGGGAUCAUCGUCGCCUCCGUCCUGCUCUUCAUCAUCAUCCUCAUGAUCCGCUACAAGGCCCACGGAGGGAACAAGAAGGCCCAGGUCAGCAACGUCUAUUCCCAGACCAACGGCGGGCACCCCCCGGCCUCCUGGGCACAGGACCGGGCCGACGACAGGGCCAGGGAACUCAACGGGGUGGCCCCGAGCAAGGACUGCGAGAAGGGGCUGGCCACCCGUGGCCAAGAGGUGGGCGUGGGAGAGGCACCCUCUCCCAGGAGGAGGAAGUGGUCAAGGACUAGUCUAGACCUCCAGACCAACUGCCCCGCACCUGGCCGAGCCGAGGAACAAGCCCCCCUGGCAGCAGCGCCCCCUGUGGGCGAGAGGAGAUGGGCCAGCGAAUGGACCGAUGUGAAGAUCUGAGCAUCUCACCCAGCUGGAGCAUGGCCGAGCUGUCGGGGGCGCUCCCAGAUCCCCAUGGUCACUGGAUCCAGUGGGAACCCCCUCCCUGCCCCUCCAGGGUUCCCAUUUCACGCCCCUCACCCAGCAGCCCGGACCACCUGGGACCCUGGGAGCCGGACUGUGCCCGCUCCUCCCCCACACGGAGCGGGGCCUGUGAGGGGGUGUGCCCAGACAGGCGGGCUUUUGCCAUGGACCCCGUUUCUCCAGGGGAUGGCGCCGCCCACCCCUGCCCUGGCUCAGGGUUUGUCCUGGGCUCACGUGACUGGCCCCGUGCUGGGGCGGGAGCUCCCGCAACCCCCCCCCCCGAACCCCUGCUCUUGCCUGCAGCCCUGGCAGCUGGUUUUCUAUGACCCCCCCCCCAGUUUUCGAACGGUGUCUGUAAUUUUCUAAUAAACCCACCUGCUCCGAGUGG
Molecule: messenger RNA, 3338 nt
Organism: Chelonia mydas (Green sea turtle)
Lineage: Eukaryota; Metazoa; Chordata; Testudines; Cheloniidae
Product: leucine-rich repeat and fibronectin type III domain-containing protein 1-like protein
Exons: 6
Coding region: 902-2887 (661 amino acids)
Molecular function (GO): protein binding
Source: RefSeq, a predicted model, not a curated record